GAGCUUUAUAUUUAUGACCCUGUGUUGCCCCACCAAGACCACUUGCAUACAUCCGCAGUUCAGUCCAAGCCAAGCACUUUCAUUCAUACAACGUCAUAUUGAAGAGCGAGAGAAGCACGACAUCUGACACGGCGUGGGAGAGAUGUCGAAACAAUAUUUGACCACGCAUACCGUGGAUAAUGCCCACAUCACCGACAUCUUUUCCAUUGCGACGACAUCUAAAGCUGUGAUAUCAGGCAGUGGAUCUUCUACGCUUCACAUUCAUGACACAACUGAUCCUUCGUUCCCACUCAAGCAGUCCAUCUCAGAUGCACACAAGCUGGGGUGUCAUCACGUGUGCACCUCACGGAAUGGCAACGUCGCAGCGAGUGCUGGAUUUGGCGGCGAGGUGAAAAUUUGGAAAGUCGACAGCGACACUGGCGAAUGGAGUUUGAAUGGCGAGAUUACAGGAUCUUCAUCUAAGCCUGGCGAAGCCUGGGCUAUGGCAUUGAGUGAGAAUGGAUCUUACCUUGCUACUACUACCAACGAUGGCCGAGUCAACGUCUGGGAUGUUAUGGAUGAGAAGAAGCCCAAGAUUCGUGAGUACGAAACCGGAAGUGCUGGAUCUGGUAGCUUUGGCAUGUCAGUGGACUUGAGCCGGGAUGGGAAAUACACUGCCAGCGGCCACCAGAAUGGAUCUGUCUACAUUUUCAACAAUGAUACAGGAAGAGUCCUGUACUCAUUAUCUGGUCUCGCAAAGCCUGUACGAUCAGUUACCUUUUCUCCUGGUAACACUCGACUUGCUGCAGCAGGUGACGCUGGAAUCAUUGCACUCUACGACAUGAAACACGGAGAACAUGUUGGGAACCUGACUGGACACUCUUCGUGGAUCACAUCACUCGACUGGAGCGAUACUGGAGAGUACCUGCUAAGUGGUUCAAUGGAUGGAAAGGUCAAGGUAUGGUCAAUUGAGCGAAGCGCGUGUGUGGCAACCCAUAGUGAGACGGACAAAGCUCUUUGGUCUGUAAAGUGGCUACCGAAGACUGUCAGAAGCGAGAUGUUCUGCACUGCUGGCGCAAACAGGAGCCUUUCGUUCUAUCGAGAGGCUACUGGUGGUUGAUCAUGGUAUAAUAGAAAUGGGAAGCUCUCGGUGAUGAGACAAUUCGAUCACCAAGACAAAGCCAGAAAAGAUUGACAUCACAAGCUCAUAUUAUCAUGUUUGACUAACAGCUUGUAUAUGUGAACUUGAUGGCAUCAAUACGAUAAGUCGGUUGCAAUGAAAUCCACAAGCUGAGGAUAAGACCAGGAAUUCUAGCAGUACCUAAUUGACCGGCCUGGGCUGUUGUGAGUUUAAAUAAGGAUCAUUGCUAAUUCAUGUCAUUCGAAAC
Molecule: messenger RNA, 1367 nt
Organism: Fusarium oxysporum Fo47
Lineage: Eukaryota; Fungi; Ascomycota; Sordariomycetes; Hypocreales; Nectriaceae
Product: WD40-repeat-containing domain protein
Exons: 4
Coding region: 143-1099 (318 amino acids)
Cellular component (GO): Cdc73/Paf1 complex
Molecular function (GO): protein binding
Source: RefSeq, a predicted model, not a curated record